Salvelinus namaycush (lake trout) is the source of this 1051-nucleotide messenger RNA. Its product is annotated as ankyrin repeat and SOCS box protein 9-like. Lineage: Eukaryota; Metazoa; Chordata; Actinopteri; Salmoniformes; Salmonidae. Gene Ontology annotation, molecular function: protein binding. The transcript is spliced from 4 exons. Gene Ontology annotation, biological process: positive regulation of protein catabolic process; protein ubiquitination. Bases 155 to 628 code for a protein of 157 amino acids. The record is from RefSeq and is a predicted model, not a curated record.
CCAAAAACACCCCCAAAACAGUUCAGGAACAGACGGGUACAGAUUAAUUUUGACACCAACGACAGGUGACAGUCCAGUUGCUGAUGUUACAAAACCGAUGGUGCAGACAGACUACUAGACUGCUGUCUGAUUUGAGGAACUCUAUUUGUAAACAAUGAGACAGGCCACAGGACACAGCAGUGACAACCAGAGGAAGAAUGAAACUCAGACUGGUUCUGUUGUGUUUCUCUCCAACCCUUUGAUGAGUGAUAUUGAGUCAGAUUGGUCCCCCAUUCAUGAUGCAGCCUACAAUGGACGUGUUCUCACACUGAGAAACCUAAUAGCUCAGGGAACGUGUGUCAACCUGGCCACUCUAGAAAGAGUCUCUCCCCUUCAUGGAGCAUGUCUGCAGGGACACACUGCCUGUGCCAAGUUACUGAUAGAAAAUGGGGCCAAUGUGAACGUCCCCACGUUGGAGCAGACCACCCCCCUGUCAGAGGCCUGUGCCCGGGGCCACGUGGCCUGUGUGACCCUGCUCCUCCAGCACGGAGCCUUACCCGAAGGAUACAGCCUCUCAGCCUCCCCCAUCCACCAGGCCGCAGCCAAAGAUUAUGGGUCAUAUUCUGAAGGACAGACUACCAAUAGAUAGAUAGAUCCUCUGUGGUUAGGGUAGCAAAAUUCUGGGAACUUUCAAUAAAUUCCCUGGUUUUCUAGAAUUCCUUGUUGGAGAUUACAGAUUUCCGGCUUAAUAAUCCCUUCUGACUCUGGGAAUCCCCCAACCGGGAUUUGGGGAAAACCAGGGAAUUUUUUUGAAAGUUCCUGGAAUUUUGCAACCCUAUCAGUGGUGCAUCAGCCAAGGCGGUAGCCACGUGAUUCACUGAAGACUGCACUGCAGCUUGUGCCAAAGUAAUAAAGGGAAAACCCCGUAGAGAUGACAAAAUGUUGCCGAAAAUAACAUAAUGAAGGGAUCAUAAUGCGUGUUUUUUUUCUCUCAAAGGUUCAUAUACAGUAGCUACAGCACUUUGACAAAGAUGAAAGUCAAAACGUGUCAGCUUUUAUAAAAUAAAAAAGA